UUGAUUUAAAUCUCCAUAAAUGUUUGCACUUUUGAAACGAGUCGUAAUAGUGGUGUUACCGUGUCGGAGAGAAAAAGAAAGAGCGAAAUAGAGAGAAGAAAGAAAGCGAGAGAGAGAGAUGCUAAGUGCACAAAAAGUGCAGCAACGCAACCAAUCAUUAUUAACCUGUGAUUUCUAAUAAUAAAAUUUCUGAUUUUUUUAUCAUAUUGAUUAUAUGAUGAUUAUUGAUGAUAUGAAACGUUGAAUAUUGAAAACAUUACAAUAAUUAGUAUUACCAGUUUGAGUGAUAUUAUUGUAAAAUCAUGUCCUGUAAAAUUGUCAUAACCUGUCAUUAGUCUUUUUAUGUGAAAAAUAGUUCUAUAAAACAAACAGAAUUGUUUACAUUAUUUAAUAUAUGAAAUAAUCAAAAUACAUUAUGAGUAAUAAUAUAAAAAUGGGUAAUGAUAUAAAAACUGCAAUUUUUAAAAAGAUUACAGAAUCUUUGCAAAACAUUGAUGUGAACAUAUCCAGCGUUGUAUCUCAUUUGGAUUUGAAAACACAUAAAACAGAAGGAAUAUAUUCUUUCCUAUUUCCACUGAAAACUAAACAAUACAAUAUACAGAAUGGAGUACAGAAUAUUAUAAAUAACGAUCUAAAUAGUGUUUUUGAUGACAUCAGUGUAGAGAACAAUGUGAUCUCUUUCAAUGUUUCUAGAGAUAGAUGCAUUAAAGAUAUUUUGGAACAUAACUGUACAACAUUAGCUCCAACUUUCAUGGGUAACAAAAAAAAUGUAAUAGUGGAGUUUAGUUCACCCAAUAUUGCCAAACCUUUUCAUGUAGGACAUUUGAGAUCUACAAUAAUAGGAAAUUAUGUUGCUAAUAUCAACAGUUUUGUAAAAAAUAAGGUGAAGAAAAUCAAUUAUUUGGGUGAUUGGGGUACACAAUAUGGUUUAGUUCAAUUGGGAAUUGACAUGGCAAAUAUUGGUGAGGCUGAAAUGAAAAAGAGUCCUAUAAAAGCCUUAUAUACAGCAUAUGUUACCGCCAACAAACUAGCUGAAACUGACUCUUCAAUAUUGGAUCGUGCAAGAAAAAUAUUUAACGAUUUGGAAAAUGGCACAGAAGUCACGCAUGAGCAGUGGAAAAUAUUUAAGCAGUAUACUGUGGAAGAAUUCCAAAGGGUUUACAGUAGAAUCGGUAUUACAUUUGACGAAUAUCAUUGGGAAUCUAUGUACAGGGCAAAAAAUGUGGAGGAAAUAGUCACAUUGAUGGAGAAAAUGCAAUUGCUUUUAAGGGAUGAGCAGAAUAGAAAAGUUGUAAUUUUGGGAAACAAGAAAAGCGUUCCUAUAAUCAAGAGUGAUGGUUCCACCUUGUACAUAGCUAGAGACAUUGCCGCAGCUAUCGAUAGAUUCGAAAAGAAUGAUUUUGACCGUAUGUACUAUGUGGUGGAUAAUACACAAACCAAUCAUUUUUCAAGUUUGUUAGAAAUAUUAAAACAAAUGCAAAUGCCAUGGGCUGAAAGAUUGAAACAUGUAAAAUUUGGCCGACUACAAGGUAUGCAAACGAGAAGGGGAAAUACUGUAUUUUUAGAGGAUAUCUUGGACACUGCCAGAGAUAUUAUGAAGCAGAAACAAAUUGACUCGCCUACCACUAAAGUCCGUCUAGAUUCAAAUGAUAAAAGCUCGGAUAUAUUGGGCAUUUCCGCAAUGAUAGUUAACGACUUGAAGAGAAAACGACAACGAGAUUAUACGUUCGAUUGGAACGCAGCAUUUGACUUGAAAGGGGACACUGGUAUAAAGUUGCAAUACACGCAUUGUCGACUCGUUAGCUUGGAGCGCAAUAGCGACGCUAUUCUAACUACGGAAUGUGAGCCAAAUCUAUUGCAAGGAGAAGUUGUUGACGAUUUAGUCAUAUUAAUUGCCAAGUUCGAAAAAGCAGUAUUGAGAUCAUAUGACGAAAUAGAACCUUGUAUAUUAACGACAUAUCUUUUCAGUCUAAGUAAUGCAAUCAAUAAAGCUUUCUAUUUGUUGAAAGUAAAGGAUGAAUUGCCUGAUGUUGCUAGUCAAAGAUUGCUGCUUUUUCAUGUUGCUAAAAAUGUUCUCGCACAAGGUAUGAAAUUACUCGGUCUAGUACCUCUGGAAGAGAUGUAAAAAUAAAUUUUAGGCUGGAAUCCUAAAAAAAUAUUCUAGCACUAUUCUAUUGACUUGGUCAAUCUUGUGAGAUUUCAAUCAGAAAAAAAUAUACGUCUACUUAUUGAAUAUCAACUGGCUAAUUAAAUUUUUUUAAACAGAUUUUAUUAUACAACGAAAUACUUUUCUGUAGCGAUUUCAUAUAAUUUUAGUUUAUGUAGUGUGAAAAUUAUAUGACAAUAAGCAGAA
Molecule: messenger RNA, 2353 nt
Organism: Monomorium pharaonis (pharaoh ant)
Lineage: Eukaryota; Metazoa; Arthropoda; Insecta; Hymenoptera; Formicidae
Gene: ArgRS-m
Product: probable arginine--tRNA ligase, mitochondrial
Exons: 5
Coding region: 416-2125 (569 amino acids)
Biological process (GO): mitochondrial translation; arginyl-tRNA aminoacylation
Cellular component (GO): mitochondrion
Molecular function (GO): arginine-tRNA ligase activity; ATP binding
Source: RefSeq, a predicted model, not a curated record